AAGUUACGUUCCGGCCAAUUCAUCCAAUUCGAUUCUUCUCUCUAAUUUCCCCUGCUUAAAAAUUCUCAACAACAAUGCCGAGCCGAUUCCCCGGAGCCAUAGCUCAAGAUUGGGAGCCCGUGGUUCUCCACAAGGCGAAGCCGAAGGCUCAGGCCCUUCGCGAUCCGAAGGCCGUUAACCAAGCGAUUCGAUCCGGCGCAGCGGUGCAGACGGUGAAGAAAUUCGACGCCGGUUCGAACAAGAAAGCCGCCGCGGCGCCAGUGAACGCGAGGAAGCUAGACGAGUUGACCGAGCCGGCGGCGCUGGACCGCGUAGCGGCGGAGGUGAGACUGGCGAUUCAGAAGGCUCGACUGGAGAAGAAGAUGAGCCAGGCGGAAUUGGCGAAACAGAUAAACGAGAGGACUCAGGUUGUUCAAGAGUAUGAGAACGGGAAGGCGGUUCCGAAUCAGGCGGUUUUGGCGAAGAUGGAGAAGGUCUUGGGCGUGAAGCUUCGAGGCAGAUCGGGGAAGUGAGAUUUGAUAUCGAAACCGUUUAACAAACUCGCGUUUUGGUGGAUUUUGGCAGUUGUUUUGUUUGGCGUGUGUGAAUAUUGUGGGAUUUGGGAUUCAGAUGAAGAAAUGAAGGGCGGUUGAGUUGUAAAAAGUGUAUGGAUCUUUACGUAUUUAAGAAAUAGUUGAAAAAGGCAUGGUUUUCAACCUUUAAUAUUAAUAUUGUUGUUAUGGUUAAUAUUGUUGUUAUGGUUGAUA
Molecule: messenger RNA, 746 nt
Organism: Benincasa hispida (wax gourd)
Lineage: Eukaryota; Viridiplantae; Streptophyta; Magnoliopsida; Cucurbitales; Cucurbitaceae
Gene: MBF1C
Product: multiprotein bridging factor 1C
Cellular component (GO): nucleus
Molecular function (GO): DNA binding
Source: RefSeq, a predicted model, not a curated record